GCCGGAAGCCGGAAGUACGCGGCGAAGGGAGGGCCCCGGUUGCGCGACGAGGCUGAUGCAAACGUUCUCAGAGUGAUAGCGUGGGGAUGUCACACCCGGGUGGAAGGUAGAAGAGCCAGGAGCAAUUUAGGACGCCGCUGAAAUCCCCAUCACCUCUUUGGAGCUCUCUCUGGGAGGAUGGACAGCUUGAGGGACCGGACGGUGGAGGAACUUCGGGAGCUGCAGGAAAAUGCAGAGGAGAUCGAACGCCUCGCGCUGGAAUCACAGGAGGUCCAGGAGCUGCAGCUGGAGCGGGAGAUGGCCCUGGCCUCCAACCGCAGCUUGGCCGAGCAGAACCUGAAGUUCCAGGGGCCGCUGGAGACGGGCCGCGCCGACCUCUCCAGCAAAUACGAGGAGCUGCAGAAGCUGGCUGAGCGCUGCAAAGAGCAAAAAGCCAAACUGGAGAAAUUCUCCGCAGCGAUGCAGCCUCAGACCCUGCUGGAUCUCCUGCAGGUGGAAAGCCAGAAGAUCGAAGAGGAGUCCGAGAAAAUGGCCGAGAAGUUCCUGGAGGGUGAAGUUCCCUUGGAGACGUUUCUGGAGGGCUUUUCUGGGAUGAGGAAAUUGCUAUUCCUGGUCUCCAUCCAGGGCCCCCCCUCAGCCCCCACAAUUUCCUGGCUCUCGCCCUACUCCUCCUCCUCCACCCCCCAGACCCGGGUACCCUCCCUAUUUCCCCCCCGGGGUGGGGAGACCGCAGUGUCCUUACCCAACCCAGCCCCCUCUCCCCAGUUUCCCAAUCCCCCCACAACCUCCCUAUCCUUCUGGGCCCCCCCCACCUUUUGGGUACCCCCCCCCUCCCAACCCUCAACGCCCCGCUUGGCCUGGCUACUAAAUCAGGACACCUGGGGGAGCAUCUUCAGCUUUUGGGGGACUGAGGAUGAGGAGCAAGUCGAGAAAAUUGCUCUUUGCCCCAUGGGGGUGAAGGAGAAGGGACAGUAGUGGCUCUGGGGGCCGGGGGGGGGUCAGCCAGGCUGAUGCCCCCCCCCCACCAUGGGCUGGAAUUCGGCGAGGAUGGCUGGGGGGAUGAAUUAGUGGCUUCCAAACGGGCUCAUCCAGGUUCCAGUGGGAAAGCCAGGUCGUAUUUUAGGUACUGGGGAACGCUCUGCACUGACUGUGACCCCCCCCACCCCAAAAAUCGUGACCCCCCCUACUCUUCACAUCUCUGUGUGUGCGUGAACGAGGGAGACGGCGCCGCGGGGGGGGACACACCUCACCUCCUCCCUGAUCUCUCCGUGUUUUUGGGCUGGAAUGGGAAAACUCUCCCAUCAGCUCUUCCCCACCUGCUCCAACUUCCCCCACGAGAGGUACCAAAG
Calidris pugnax (ruff) is the source of this 1349-nucleotide messenger RNA. RefSeq names its product vacuolar protein sorting 37 homolog C (S. cerevisiae) (gene VPS37C). NCBI's taxonomy places the organism in Eukaryota, Metazoa, Chordata, Aves, Charadriiformes, Scolopacidae. The record is from RefSeq and is a predicted model, not a curated record. Gene Ontology annotation, cellular component: ESCRT I complex. Gene Ontology annotation, biological process: protein targeting to membrane; ubiquitin-dependent protein catabolic process via the multivesicular body sorting pathway; protein targeting to vacuole.